Messenger RNA from Myotis brandtii (Brandt's bat), 5430 nucleotides. It is a transcript of the gene ATXN3, whose product is annotated as ataxin 3. The transcript has 11 exons. Lineage: Eukaryota; Metazoa; Chordata; Mammalia; Chiroptera; Vespertilionidae. The record is from RefSeq and is a predicted model, not a curated record. Gene Ontology annotation, molecular function: cysteine-type deubiquitinase activity. The coding region runs from base 45 to 1136 and encodes 363 amino acids. Gene Ontology annotation, cellular component: nucleus. Gene Ontology annotation, biological process: protein deubiquitination.
GGGGGUGGUCUGUCGCGGGGGCCGUUGGCUCCAGACAAAUAAACAUGGAGUCCAUCUUCCACGAGAAACAAGAAGGCUCACUUUGUGCUCAGCAUUGCUUGAAUAAUCUAUUGCAAGGAGAAUAUUUUAGCCCUGUGGAAUUAUCCUCUAUUGCACAUCAACUAGAUGAAGAAGAGAGGAUGAGGAUGGCAGAAGGCGGAGUGACUAGUGAAGACUAUCGCACGUUUUUAGAGCAGCCUUCUGGGAAUAUGGAUGAUAGUGGUUUUUUCUCUAUUCAAGUUAUAAGCAAUGCCUUGAAAGUUUGGGGUUUAGAACUAAUCCUGUUCAACAGUCCAGAGUAUCAGAGGCUCAGGAUCGAUCCCAUAAAUGAAAGAUCAUUUAUAUGCAAUUAUAAAGAACACUGGUUUACAGUUAGAAAAUUAGGAAAACAGUGGUUCAACUUGAAUUCUCUCUUGACGGGUCCAGAAUUAAUAUCAGACACAUACCUUGCACUUUUUUUGGCUCAAUUGCAACAGGAAGGUUAUUCUAUAUUUGUUGUUAAGGGUGAUCUGCCAGAUUGUGAAGCUGACCAACUCCUACAGAUGAUCAGGGUCCAACAGAUGCAUCGACCAAAACUUAUUGGAGAAGAAUUAGCACAAGUGAAAGAACAGAGCGUCCAGAAAACGGAUCUGGAACAAACCUUAGAAGCAAAUGAGGGAUCAGGAGUGUUAGAUGAAGAGGAGGAGGAUUUGCAGCGGGCUCUGGCCCUAAGUCGCCAACAGAUUGACAUGGAAGAUGAGGAAGCAGAUCUCCGCAGGGCUAUUCAGCUCAGUAUGCAAGGUAGUUCCAGAAAUGCACCUCAAGAUGUUCCACAGACAUCAGGUACACAGCUGACUUCAGAAGAGCUACGGAAGAGAAGAGAAGCCUACUUUGAAAAGCAGCAACAGCAGCAACAGCAACAUCAACAGCAGCAGCAGCAGCAGCAGCAGCAGAAUCCACCAGGACAGCUUCCACACCCACGUGAAACACCAACCACAAGUUCAGGAGCACUUGGCCGUGAUCCAGGUGAUAUGAGUGAAGAAGACAUGCUUCAGGCAGCUGUGACCAUGUCUUUAGAAACUGUUAGAAAUAAUUUCAUAACCGAAGAAAAAAAAUAAUACCUUUUACAAGUCUCUAAAAUAGUCAUACUUUCCAACAUUGUCCUGUGUGAUUAAAGCAUAGGGUCUGUUUAGUAAUGUGUCAAAGAGAACGAGGUUCAACAGAGGAAAUAAGACUUUUAGGUGGUCUGCAAACAAAAAGAUGAGAAAGUAGAAAAAUGCAUCAGUUGUAGGACUAAGUCAUAAUCCCUCAAAUACUAGCCAAAGAGGCAUCCAGCAGUUAAAGAAAUUAAUAAUAGUUUUCUCAAUGUUCCUUUUUCAUUUUUGAGUGUGCAAUAUCUAAUGUGUCUAAAAUUAGGGCAUUUUUCUUGACUCUUUUUGCAGACCAACUAAUAAGCUCUUGCCACAGAACUUUUCCCAUAUAUUUUGUUUUCUUUUCCUCCCUUCUGUGUAGGUAAUCGGCUCGCUUUCAUCACUUAACACAGUAGUUGCUUCUAUGUCUCGUUAACUAAAUGAACCUUUCAGGACAGUGUCUCUUCUCUAUGUUGAUAAUAGGAACGGUUCCAGAGGAUAAGUGUUCUCCCUCCACCUACGUAUGGUGGACUUGGAUGUUUCCUCAUGUUAUUGUCUCUGGUCACAAUUUAUCUGCUACCUGGUUUUUAUUAUUUUUCUACAACUCUUAAAAGAUGGUAAUUUUUCUUGAGGUUUUUCUUUUUAAGCCCUCCAAGGUGGGAUCAUUAUGUCAUGAUUCUGGUGCAUUCCUAAACUCGCAAGUCAGCUCUGCACAAGUAUUUAAGAAUAAACGAGCAUUUCUGAAACGUGUGAGCACCUCCUUUCCCAGAUGCUUCAUGAAUGUCUUCUCAGUGUGUUGGAACUUUGCAGCUGUGUCGUAACCCUCUCUCCAGCACGUUUGUUUUCCUCUUUUCCCGGUGAGAAAAACAGAAACGCGGUAUGCAAGCAAGUUUCCUUCUGGUGUGAGACAGCAUCUAAUACCCACCAUGAAUGUAUGUUAGACAAAAUUUGGCCUUCAAUUUUAGUAGCGGAGCCAAUUUAUUUUUUUUCUCUUGUGAUGGAGCUGUCUGUUCUGUUUACAGCUGGGUCAUGGAAUGUAGAUAGAUGUCAGCUUCUGCUGUACAUCUUCUAAUAGGUAUAGCUUGCCAGAGAUGAUGGUCUGGAACAUGAAAAUAAUUUACUCAUAAAAUAUAUUAAAAUUUAUACUGUGAUUCAACACUUGGUUGUUUAAAAUAGCUUAAGAAUUAUAGAAGUCACAUAGAACUGAAUGGGUCUGUAAAUAAGAAAGUCUUUAGUUUUGAUAAGCAUUCUUGGGGAUGACCAGAGAGUUUCUUGCUAGGUCAAUACAAUGGUAUGAUUUAGGUGAAAAUUAACUAGGUCUCUUUGAAAUGGGUGUUUUAGAUUCUGUCAUCUACUCUGCAUCCCUCAUCCUCCAUCCCCUUUGAAGCCCUUUUGAAUGUCAAAUUGUUUAUAAGCUGAAAUGUAAGAAGACAUUGCAGCCGAUGACUUAGAAAAAUAAAAUAUGGUGUGUUGCCAUAUUGGUGUGUGGCUGCACACAUUUUAUCAGGGAAAUUUUUUUUUAUCUAGGAUUUAUUGCUAAGUGAAAAGAGAUGAGAAAAUGCAUUUUAUUUAUAAUUAUGAUAAAGCUUUUUCUUGGAAAAAGACAGAUUUUUUUAGUCAUUAUUUUGUGCCAAAUGAAGUCUUCUGAAGUUUCCCUUACAUAAAAUUAGAAUUUUGCUUUAAAAUCUAGUUUUCUUUUGACAAUUGAGAAUGUUUCAGAAGAAUUAUAAAACUUUAGAACUGCAAGUGAUGUUAGAGUUUAGUACUACUCUUUCAAGACUUACAUAUCAAAAUAUGUAUUUGGCCUUUAUUUUUUCCCCUUGAAAAUUUACUUUAAAACUCUUCAUUCACUUGAAUUGAUGAGCUACUUAAUAUAAAAAUGAGAGGACGAAUACACAUAAGUUUUAACCUAGAGUUUAUAAAGUUUUUAUAUUACAUACCUUUGUCAAAGCCUUUAGGGAAAUAUAGCAUGUUGACCUUCAUUUGCUAGGGAUUUUUUAAAAAGCAAAGCUGAGCACACACUGGAUACAUUUCAAUGUGUUUAUUUAGUUUGUUGUGACAUUGUUAUAUUUGGCAGGCAGAUCCAAAAUCACCAGUAAAGUGCCAUCUUGUUUGGACUAGGUUAAGUCUAACUGAACAUUUAAAUUCCAUUGAUUGGCCAGUAUGAAAAGAUGCCAGUGCUCAUAACCACAGUAUCAGAAAAUGUAAAAGUUACAAAAAGCUACAGAUCACACAUCAGGAACUGCUGUUUACUAUAAACAACGUAGAAGAAAGGAACAAUAAAAUUCACAACUGUCCUGCUAACAACUUUAUAUUAAGAUUUCCAUUCUGUUUCACCAAUUGGGAACACCUUAAUGUUUAAUAUUUAAACUAUUGGUAUCAUUUUUCUAAUGUAUAGUUUGUAUUACUAGGAUAAAAUACAUACAGUGGCAAAGCUAGUGUUAGAAGUAAAGUUUAAACAAGCUUUGGAAAUGCCACUUUCAUAUUUUGAGAUGUCAGAUUUAAUAAAUAGUUAUUUAUGUUUUAAAUUUUGGAAUAGUUAACCUCUGAUCUAAAACCAUCAAUUUACAUUUUUACAGAAAUUAACUUACAAAUAUUUCAGUACUGUAAAUUGUUUGAAGUGAUUGCAGUAGGUAAACUAUAUUUCACUCAGCUCUAAGAUCUUGGCCAAAUAAUUUACAAUUCACAGAAUAUUUAAGAAGGUGCUUUUUUUUUCCUUUAAAACUUUAUUUUUCUUAAUUAAGACUUUAUUCAUGCCAAAGUUAAUGAGGAAAAAAACCUCAAAACUAGUUGAGACUCAUAUGCAAAAUUACCCAUAGUCUACAUUGUUUCACAUACUAGUAAGUUCAAUAAAGUAAAUUUUAUUCUAGUCAGAGCCUAAAUCACAUUUCUAAUGUCUGCUUGUUUGAUACUAUAUUUAAUAGUAUCAUGCUAGUGCCAAGAUUUACUAAAUGUCUUAAAAUUGGCCCAUUCGACCUGUCCAAAUUAAAAAAAAGAAUUGACUCAGUACAUACACAAAAUAUAAUAAUUGAAAUAUCUUCAGUUGAAAAAUCUUGAUGUGUUAAAUUCUGAGGAAGAUUCAAUAAUUAAUAUUGAUGGCUUCCUACUAAAAACUUGACCUGCAAUUAGAGAGGCCUAUGACCACUACUUUCAAAGUGAAUUGUUACAUCAGGGCCUCACAAGUAUGGACAUGUGUGUGAUCUUAAUUAAGAAAAAACAUUGGAUCAACUAAUCUCAGUAGUGUAGAUAAUUUUUCUUGUGUUUUUUUUUUUAAAUCCUCACCAGAGGACUUUAGAGAGGAAGGAAGAGAGAGAGAGAGACACCUAUUGGUUGCCCGAUGUAUGCUCCCUGAAUGAGGAUCAAACCCGCAUCCCAGGCACUUGCCCUAACUAGGAUCCCACUGGCAACCUUCCGGUGUAUGGAGUGAUGCUCAACCAACUGAGCCACACCAGCCGAGCUAAUAUUUUCAAAUAAAAACUUUCCUUCAUUCCUGGUCCCUUUAUAACCAGUAUCUUUUGCUAAAGAAGUGAACUGGCUUGUAUCUUUUAGAGCCUUACACAUAACAAAGAUAUUUUUUGUUCCAUUCUGCUUUCAUGAACAAAAAGAUUAUUGACGUAGUUGGUUAAUUCCUGAAUUUUGAUUUUUUUAAAUUUGAAGGAAAUCUUUGCUGUUUUUAUUUUCACCCAAACUGAGCUGGCAUUUUAAGAAGUAAUACUAGUAGCAUACUUCUAAAUUCACAGCAGUUGGCAUGCUAAAUUAAUAAUGAAUCAAGGAGUGGGAAGCAGUAGUGAAGUAUAUGUGGAAAUUCCUGACUUACUGAGGAAGCACGUCAGUUUUCUCUGGCAUAGUUCAAAGGUGAAUGUUUCUGGGAAUGUUUUUAAUGUUUUUUUUUUAAAGAGGCAAAUGUACAUUUGAAUGUGGUUAUCUACUUUCUACAACACUGGAUUACUAGAAAUAAUUUUUUAAAAAUCAGUCUUCUAUAUAAAUAAACUAUUUGAAAUUCAACUACAAAAACAUCUGAAAUAAAAAGCAUUGUCUUGGCCAUGACACAAGUGCACUGUGACGGUGCCAUUUGCUCAGGACUCAACUCUGCAGCCCUUGUCUGUGCACCCGUCUGAGUCUUUCGCCGUUAGUACACACACAGGCCUUCCUGUCUGGUCCUUAGAAAAGCCGGGCUUCCAAAUCACUGUUGAACACAGGAUUCUAUUGUUAAUGUGGAUGUUCUAUAAGUUGUAUUUUAAAUAUCACAGAUUAUUAAAUAAAGGUAAUGUUUGCUUUUUUA